UCUCCCUUUAUUAAUAAUUUGGUCUCUUUUGCUCCCUGUGUUAUCUCUAUUUUUAAAACUUGUGUCUCUCUUGUAGUUUUCCUUCUUUUUUCCAAUGGGGUUCUUAGUUGGUGAGCUAGACCCCAGCUGCCUGUAUUGACCUGCCUCAGAUCAUGGAAAGCCCGUUGUUUUCUGGAAUACUCUUGGACAUCUUUACAUGUUUUCAGGUCUCUUUUCAGAAUUUACACCAGAAUUGACAUCAUCCCAAGGUUUGGCAAACCAGUCCUCCACCAUUGGAGAAGAAAUUUUGUAAGAGACUUGAGAGCAAAGCAAUCAGCUUUUCUGCAGAAAAUGAAGUGUUUUUCUUUCAACAGCAGAGAGAAGAAUGAUGAAACAAAGACUACCAAGUCUCCUUCUGGUCAUUCCACUUCCUCUUUCUUUUCACUUGAUCGCGAUCCUAGAAAAUCAGAGUUCACUUCCCAGGAUGUCUCGGAAUUCAGCACAACAUCCUCUGUGAGGUCAUUUGCAGUAAUGUCUCAACGACACAGCAACCUAAGAGAAUUCACAUGCGCGGAGCUGAAAGAAGCAACUAAGAAUUUUAGUCUCUCCCUCAUGCUUGGAGAAGGCGGGUUCGGCGGUGUUUAUAGGGGUGUCAUCAAAAGUGCACAAGAUCCACAUAAGAAAAUAGACAUCGCUGUUAAACAACUGAGUAAAAGGGGAUUGCAGGGCCACAAAGAGUGGAUGACUGAAGUUAAUGUUUUAGGGAUUGUUGAGCAUCCAAAUCUUGUCAAAUUAAUAGGAUACUGCGCUGAGGAUGAUGAAAGAGGGAUCCAGAGGCUCCUGGUAUAUGAAUACAUGCCCAACAGGAGUGUACAAGAUCACUUAGCAAGCCGAUUUAAGAUUGCACUCCCUUGGGUCACAAGGGUUAAAAUAGCACAGGAUGCUGCUCGCGGAUUGGCAUACCUGCAUGAAGAAAUGGAAUUUCAGAUAAUCUUCAGGGAUUUCAAGUCUUCGAACAUACUUUUGGAUGAACUUUGGAAUGCAAAGUUAUCAGACUUUGGAUUAGCCAGGCUGGGGCCUUCAGAUGGAGUGAGUCAUGUCUCUACUGCGGUUGUUGGAACAGUUGGAUAUGCAGCUCCUGAAUAUAUUCAAACAGGUCAUCUCACAUCGAAAAGUGAUGUGUGGAGCUAUGGCAUUUUCCUUUAUGAACUCAUCACAGGAAGGCGGCCUAUGGACCGAAACCGCCCCAAGAAUGAACAAAAGCUCUUGGAAUGGGUGAGAGCACAUCUGUCUGCAGAUUUAAAGAAGUUUCAGCUUAUUAUGGAUCCAAGGCUCGAAGGGAAGUAUUCCCUCAAAGCUGCACAAAAGCUAGCAGCUGUGGCCAACCGGUGCUUGGUGAGGCAGCCGAGAUUACGUCCUAAAAUGAGUGAAGUAUCGGAGAUGGUGAAAAGAAUUGUGGAGACCACAACAGAUAUGGGAAGUCCUCAACAACUCCCUUCAGAAAGUGUGGAGUACUCCAAUGAUGAAUUUUUGACAGAAUCCAAAAGGGAGAUUUUGAGAAGGAAAUUUGUGGAUCCGCUUAUUGGAGAAAAUGGUUGCUUGAAUUUUCAUAUAUGGAGACCCAAGAUUGUGAAGACAUGUUAACAGAAGCACAAAGGGAUCACUGGUAUCACUGUUUUGGUUUCAUCAAGGAUUCAAGGGAGAAGCUAGCUCAGAUAGCAUGCAAUGGUUCCCUUUUUAUACAUUGUAAAUGGAAGUGUGCAAGUUGUACGUAUACAUGUUGGCCUCUUGAAGAGGCUCCAAUGGGAGUUUUAGAUUAAUGGUAAUAUAUUGGAUCAAACUUAUACGUUGCUUUCUUUUUCUUCUUUUUGGAUAACUCAUAGGUUGCUCUAUCAUAUCGCAAAUAUUGUAGGACCAACCAAAUAGAGUAUCCCAUGAAGUAUCAACUUGUU
Messenger RNA from Argentina anserina (silverweed cinquefoil), 1931 nucleotides. RefSeq names its product serine/threonine-protein kinase PCRK1-like. The coding region runs from base 331 to 1623 and encodes 430 amino acids. The record is from RefSeq and is a predicted model, not a curated record. The transcript has 5 exons. Lineage: Eukaryota; Viridiplantae; Streptophyta; Magnoliopsida; Rosales; Rosaceae. Gene Ontology annotation, biological process: protein phosphorylation. Gene Ontology annotation, molecular function: protein kinase activity; ATP binding.